GUCUGAUAUUCUUUGUUCUGGCUUGAAACCGUUUUGGUUCCUCUUUCUAUUCCUGUGAAAACAAUAUCCUGUUUAAAAGAGAGAGAACGGCUAUGAUAGUUUUGCAAAAUUAUCCGGAGCAAUUUCAUUAAGCUGGCUGUGUUAAACUCUCAAUAUUGGAUUAGCUCAUACUGAGUGAAGAACCUCGUAGUGUUGCUCUUUGAUGAAGGCAGUUACAUUUAAAAGUGGAACUGAAAACUAUGGCAGAUUCUGCAUGUCGUGAACUGAUCCUAAAGGCAGUAUUUAUGUGCCUCCUUAAACUUGCCUUCAGCUACAGUUUCAGGAGUUGCACAGAGGAUGCAGAUUCUAACCAUAAAAUCUUCACAUGUACUAAAUGUCAUGAACCAGACAUAGCUAAAAUUGUGAGUGAUGUAUUUCCAACAGCAACAAACCUUACAGUUUCUUACAGUAACACUACAUAUGUUCAAGGCCGAAGCUUCUAUCAUCUGUCCAAUCUGACUUCUCUGGUACUGGACAGUAACUAUAUUUCUAAAAUCCACAAAGAUGCUUUUAAUAAUCUGCAACAACUUCAGACUUUAAAUCUGUCCUGCAAUAACAUAUCAUUUCUCCACCGUGAUGUCUUCAGUGACCUCCAUAGCCUCACAGAGCUGAUCCUGGAAAGCAACAAUCUCAAUAAUACUGACAUGUUCCUGUUUUCCAAAUUGACAAACCUAACGAUUCUCAACCUACGCAGGAAUCACCUAAAAAACUUUUCCGCUUUGGUUGAAUGCAUAACAAACCUGUCUAGCUUGAUAAAACUGGACCUUUCCUUUAACAAGUUAACCACACUGAAUCACUCCCACCGUCUGCCAGAGUCGCUUGCCAGUCUAAACCUCAGUUAUAAUAAUCUAUACAAACUGGGAUGUGACAAGUCUUUCCUAAUGUAUGUGAAAGUGCUAGAUUUCUCAGAAAACAAAUUGUCAUCCAAGACUUUUCAGGGCCUGAAUCUGGAGAAUAUAACAUACCUGCGCUUACGCUAUACCGGUGUCUCUGCUAACAAGCUUCUUAAUUAUACCAAUGUACGACCGUGGAGCGUCGACUUCUCUGGUUUGAAACUGAAGGACUCUAAUGCGCUGUCUUCAUUGUGUAAUCUUCUGCGACAUCACCACCAUAAAACACAACACAUACAUAACAUGUACCUCCAGGCCAAUUCCAUAAAAGCACUAAAACGCAACACAUUUGAUAAUUGCCCAAAUAUCACAGGUAUAAUGGACCUCUCACUAAAUGAUAUGAAAACCACUGUCUGUUUACAGUUUCUGCAUGGUCAGUACCAACUGGAAAGUCUCAAAAUGGAACAUAACCAUCUGACCAGGCUACUGCCCUGCAACAAAACAGACAAGCUCUACAGCCUGAGAAGCCUGAGCUAUCGAUACAAUCGUAUUCUACAGGUCGGAGGUUUUGCCUUCAGUAAUACACCAAACUUAACAAACCUCGAGCUAAACAUAAACAUAAUUGCUUAUAUGCACCAUAAAGCCUUACAUGGACUCAAAGAUCUUGUUACACUUCGUCUCGACAACAACCUUUUGACCGAUGUCUACAAUGACAGCUUUGAAGAUCUUACCAGCCUGAAGACUCUCAACCUGCGCAACAACCAAAUAUCUGUAAUUUUCAACUAUACCUUUCAUUCUCUGUCAAAUCUAACUAUUUUAGAUUUAGGCGGGAACAAGAUCACACAGCUGAAGCCACAUGCAUUUGAUGGGCUGCAUAGCUUGGCCAAUUUGUAUUUAGAUAGAAAUCGUCUGAAAGAGAUCGACAGCGGACUCUUUGGGAAACUCCAUGCUACCCUGAAGGUGCUGGAUUUAGAGGCUAACCAAAUUGUGUAUUUUAGAGAACAUAAAUUUUCGCCAUUUAUAAAUAUGUCGAGGCUUCUCGACCUGAAACUUAGUGCGCAGAAACCAAAUGGCAUAAACUUGUUGCCGCGUGCGUUUUUCCGGGGACUAACUUCUCUGAAAAGACUUUACCUAACUAACAACCAUAUCAUUGGAUUUGGUGCUGAAACAUUUGAUGACCUGAAAAGCUUGGAGCUCUUAACUCUAGACAACUCAUGUGCUGGGAUAGCCCAACUCAAUCCUGGUAUUUUCAAAAACCUUCGAAAAUUGAAUUUACUAUCUGUUGAGAACAUGGGCAUUCAAUCUUUUUCAAAAGAGGUCUUUGGAAAUUUGACAGGACUAAAGACACUACAUCUGAAUCGCAAUGCCAUGACAUCUUUGGACAUCAGUUUACUGGACAAUCUGACCAAUCUGACGUACAUUGACAUGCGCAGUUGCCCUCUAAGUUGUGGCUGCCAGAAUAGUGAUCUACAGAACUGGACUCUAACCAAUAAAAAACUCCAAUUUCCAUUUCUUUUCAAUAUUACAUGCCAAGACCAUCCAGGGUCAUAUUUUCACAACUUUGACACUAAUGUGUGUUAUCUGGACAUAGAACUUUACCUCUUUUCCUUAACUUUUACAUUCACAAUUUUAUUAACCUUAAUACCAUUUCUCUAUGUCAGACUUUAUUGGAAGUUUAAAUACGGCUACUACGUGUUUCGAUCGUGGUUUGGAGAACAGUGGCGUCGCUUAAGGGACCAGGAGGAAAAAUACAAGUAUGAUGCCUUUGUUUCCUACAACUCGGCAGAUGAAGACUGGGUAAUGGAACAGUUGCUACCGAAUCUCGAGGGUUCUUCUUUUCGGCUCUGCCUCCACCACAGAGAUUUCGAGCUGGGCCGCGAUAUUGUCGACAACAUUGUGGCUGCUGUAUAUGGAAGUCGCAAAACGAUCUGCGUGGUCAGUCAGAGCUUCCUUCGCAGUGAAUGGUGCUCACUGGAGAUCCAGUUGGCCAGCUAUCGUCUCUUUCAAGAAAUGCAGGAUGUGCUUUUGCUGGUCUUUCUGGAGCCUAUACCCAAGCAGCAACUGUCCACUUAUCACCGUAUGAGAAAGGUCAUGCUUAAAAAGACCUAUUUGCAGUGGCCUGGGUCAAAUUGUUCUGAUCCAAGCAGUGCAAAAGAACUGUUCUGGAAUCAGUUAAAGAGAGCACUAAGGAGCAGCAACACUGGAAACCAAGAGGAGCAGAAGAUGGAGGAGAGUGAUCAGAGGAGACAAGAGAAGGACAUGAAGGAAAGAGAAUAUUUUGUGAAUCAGACACCAACAGAUAAGGAAGAGUAUUACCUAAUGCCCUGACUACAUGUAUAAGACCAAAUUUACAAUAUAAGAUCAAAUUUAAUUUAAUUUACUUCAGUAAAGGAUAUAAAUUCUAUAGCCUGCAUAUAUUACAAACAUGUAAAAAUAAUGAUGAUAAUGGAAAAGAUACAGUCACCUGAAGCAAUUGUUUAUUUUUAUAAGGCUUUUGUGGUAAAAAUGUAAUGAAAAUUAAAUAAAUAAAAUAAUUAAAUAAAUAGAAAUUCAACAGGUAAAAUAACUGUGAUCUAUUUACUUUACAAGAGUAUUAAACAGUUGAAUUCUUAUAUUUCAGUUUACUACAAGAUAUUUUAACAGAUAUAAAACUUAAAUUGUGAAAUCAGUUUGAUAUAAAAUAUUUUAAAUUUUGUACUGCUUUAUUAAAAGGAUAUAACAAAAUCACAUGCAUCUUAUUUUUACAGUAUACUAAAUCUAAGGAAAAAAAAAAGCCCAGUCAAGAUAUAUAGAAUAGAAAAAUACUUAUAGAAGAAAUUUGACUAAAUUAAUAAAUAAAAUAUAUAAGCAGCAUCGUUGUGGAUAGACAAUAAACAUUUACUCUAUUAAUGCAGGAGAACAAAAGAAGCUUAUUGUGCAGGGCUUUUGAUAUUUAUACAGCACAGAGUGAUUUGAUCUUAAAAAGUGUCUUUCACUCUUACUACUUGUGUUAGUAGUAUAUACAAACAUAUUAGAGAAAUCAUAAUGUAAGCACACUGAACUCUCAAAUGACAUGUAGAGGUGAUGGUCUUUCAAUUUUUGUAAAUAUAAAAAGGUAAAUCUGUAAUGCAAAAAAAAAAAAAAAGUUACUCGUACAAAGACAGUAAGAUGUAUGCAUAGUUGGACCAUAUCAUCACCAAUGAUGAUUAGAUGAGACUAACCUUGGCAAACAGCCUUUUCUAUAGGUAAAGGGGUGGAUAAAAUGGUGUAAUUGACCUGGGACAGUGAGUCAUACCAAGACGGUCUGACCUGCGCUGUAUGUUAAAUGGAUGUGGACAGCGAACAAAGGGCUCGUACUGAAAGCCUUCUGAAAGAUAGGAUGCUGAGAAUGACAAGGGAGCCCAUCUUUCUCUUUCAUCCUGAACUUGUUGCUGAUGAGACCAGAAUCUGGAUCCUCCAAAAGAUGGUUCGUGUGUUUUUUGUUUUCUGCUCUCAUAUAUAAAAUUAAGAUCUGUUUCUUCUGUGCACUGUUGAGAGAUUCUGGAGAGAUCUAAAUGUACACUUUUCAAACUCUCUCCUGUGCUCAGUGACUGCUGCUGGGAAUAGGAGUACACAGGAUGAUCAAGCCAAGUGGGGGCUCUGAGUAUAGGGGCGGCAUGCUUGGUAAAGGUCUGGCUCUGGUUAAAGAGGUCUCUGCUGGGAUGAUUCUGAGCUCUGAAGCAAUCCUGAGACAAUUCAUCUGCCCUCCACUGGCCAAACUGCAAAGACUGUACAUUCAAAUUCACAUGCAAAAUAGAGUCCUGAACUGCAAGGUGUCAAAUGUUCUUUCCUCUCUAAUAGUCUAGUUUAUUACAACUUUGGUAUUAUUUGGACUUGAUUCUUUACUUUUUUUGUUGGAAGACAUUAAACUUUGUUUCUGAUUUCACUGA
Molecule: messenger RNA, 4777 nt
Organism: Ctenopharyngodon idella (grass carp)
Lineage: Eukaryota; Metazoa; Chordata; Actinopteri; Cypriniformes; Xenocyprididae
Gene: tlr21
Product: toll-like receptor 21
Exons: 2
Coding region: 240-3197 (985 amino acids)
Biological process (GO): inflammatory response; immune response; toll-like receptor signaling pathway
Cellular component (GO): membrane
Molecular function (GO): transmembrane signaling receptor activity; protein binding
Source: RefSeq, a predicted model, not a curated record